CAUUAUCAUCACUGCUUCUAUUAUUUAUCUUUCAAAUACCAAUAAAUAUCCAACUUUGUUUUUGCUUCUCUCUCUUUCAACAUUAUAAAAAAAAAUUCAUUUUUUCACGUUGAUAAGAGAAAUUGUUGGACACUUGAUAGAUAUGUCUUCAUAUUUUUCAAGCUUUGGUACAAAAAUCCCACGUAUGGGGAAAGGGUACGAUGAUGUCUUCACAGUGACCAAGACCAAGCAUGCAGUGAAGCAACCAGUUUCAUGCUCCAACUAUAAAGUGCCCAACAACCUCUCAAAGCAGCACAUUGGUUUUGUGUCAAAAUUUCCCGUGAUGGAGGAGGAGCAGCAGAAAAGGUUGGAUGUUUUGCCUGAGUUAUCAGAGGAUUAUUCCAAGGAAUUGGAGGUGGCUGUUAGAGCAGUGCAGAUGGCGUGUUCCCUCUGCCAGAGAGUGCAGGACAGUAUAAUUUCCGACACUGGGUCUGUCACCAAUCAUCGUCAGGUGCAGUCCAAGGAUGAUAAUUCUCCGGUUACAGUAGCAGAUUGGAGUGUUCAAGCAAUUGUCAGCUGGAUGUUGUCAGAAUGUUUAGGGAGUCAAAAUGUCUCGAUUGUUGCUGAAGAAGAUGUUCAAAGUCUGUCCAAAGCUAAUUCAUCUGAACUGUUAGAAGCUGUGGUUGAAACUGUGAACCAAUGUCUAGCUGAAGCACCUCGAUUUGGAGUUCAGGAGCCAAAAUGUGCUCUUUCAACUUCAGAUGUUCUUGAAAUCAUUGGUCGCUGUAGCUCAACGGGGGGUCCCACCGGAAGAUUUUGGGUACUGGAUCCUGUUGAUGGCACAUUGGGUUUUGUACGUGGAGAUCAAUAUGCUGUAGCUCUAGCACUCAUAGAGGAUGGAGAAGUGAAGCUUGGUGUUCUUGGAUGUCCUAACUACCCAAUGAGGAAGGAAUGGUUAAGUUAUCAUCACCGCUAUCAUAGGAUUAUAUCCAAGUUGACUCCUCCAACAGCUGAAACUUGGAACAAAGGUUGUGUACUAUAUGCUAAAAGGGGUAGUGGGAAGGCUUGGAUGCAACCGCUGAUCCAUGUCAAUAAGAUGUUUGUGUGGCCAAACCAUGCAAAACAAGUUUCUGUCUCUCCCAUUGACAAUCCUGCACUUGCCACCUUCUGUGAACCAGUUGAGAAGGCCAAUUCAAGCCAUUCUUUUACUGCAGGGCUGGCUCACACUAUUGGUCUCAGGAAACAACCGUUGAGGGUAUACAGCAUGGUAAAGUAUGCAGCAAUAGCUCGUGUGGAUGCUGAGGUUUUCAUGAAAUUUGCAAGGGCUGGUUACAAGGAGAAAAUAUGGGAUCAUGCUGCAGGUGUUAUCAUCAUACAGGAAGCUGGUGGGAUGGUAACAGAUGCAGGAGGACUUCCCCUAGACUUCUCAAAAGGCUUAUAUUUAGAAGGCCUUGAUCGUGGCAUAGUUGCUUGUUCUGGAGCCACACUACAUGCAAAGAUCAUUGAUGCAGUUGAUGCUAGCUGGGGCUCUUCUGGCCUCUGAGGCUGCUUCAAUUAACCUAUAUACGUAUACACUGAAAAUAAUGUUAAUAAUGAUCCAUCUUUUCUUUUUCUGUUCUACAUUACAUCUUACAUAUCCCCAUGCUUCACCAGUUAUUUUUUAUGUAUUGCUAACAACUUACGAAUUUCUUAGCUCACAAUUCUAUUGUUUGGCAUUGUAAUAACGCUAAAUUGUCAUAAUAUUUCAUCAUCCCGAAUGCCAUGUACUGAAAGUGAUUCUUCUUGAGAA
Messenger RNA from Vigna umbellata (rice bean), 1768 nucleotides. Its product is annotated as 3',5'-bisphosphate nucleotidase AHL-like. Lineage: Eukaryota; Viridiplantae; Streptophyta; Magnoliopsida; Fabales; Fabaceae. The record is from RefSeq and is a predicted model, not a curated record. Gene Ontology annotation, molecular function: 3'(2'),5'-bisphosphate nucleotidase activity. Gene Ontology annotation, biological process: sulfate assimilation; phosphatidylinositol phosphate biosynthetic process.